Messenger RNA from Calypte anna (Anna's hummingbird), 477 nucleotides. It is a transcript of the gene ATP5MK, whose product is annotated as ATP synthase membrane subunit DAPIT. NCBI's taxonomy places the organism in Eukaryota, Metazoa, Chordata, Aves, Apodiformes, Trochilidae. The transcript has 4 exons. The record is from RefSeq and is a predicted model, not a curated record. Bases 165 to 344 code for a protein of 59 amino acids.
AUUAUAAGUUCAGUUACCUGAUUGUACACCAGAGACACGCUGCUGGAUUGAGUUGGCAUAAAAGCUGUGGUAAUGAACAUAGGAGCUGCUCUAGCAGUGUCUUGUAUCCCUCCUCUUCUGGGGUUCUGGUGUCUGCAGCAUCAGCCUGGUUCGGACAAACAACCAUGGCCAGCCAUGACUCAGGAUCUCAGCACCAGUUCACUGGAUUUCAGAAGUACUUCAAUUCCUAUACCAUCACAGGCAGGAGGAAUUAUGUAAUAGCAACAUACACAGGUAUUGCACUGCUUGUCUUGUACUUCAAGCUUAGACCUAAAAAGACAACUCCUGCUGUGGCAGAUAAGUAAAUGGUUCCCGACAAGUCUGAAGCUUCCAUCUGCGUCAAUGUAAUGCAUGCUGAUAACCUGGUUGUGGCUAAUAAAAUAUGAAUAAUUACUUGUUUUACUGGAAAUAUGAAAUUGUGACAAAAUCAUAAAUGUG